Messenger RNA from Ahaetulla prasina, 6276 nucleotides. Its product is annotated as Krueppel-like factor 5. Bases 365 to 1669 code for a protein of 434 amino acids. The transcript is spliced from 4 exons. Lineage: Eukaryota; Metazoa; Chordata; Lepidosauria; Squamata; Colubridae. The record is from RefSeq and is a predicted model, not a curated record. Gene Ontology annotation, biological process: regulation of transcription by RNA polymerase II. Gene Ontology annotation, molecular function: RNA polymerase II cis-regulatory region sequence-specific DNA binding; DNA-binding transcription factor activity, RNA polymerase II-specific.
GCCACAGGCCCAGCCGUCUGCCUGGCUCCCUCGCUCCCUCUCCAGUAGGCAUUGUGUCUUGGGUUGCCUGAAGGAAGAGCCCGUUGGCUCUGCCAUUGGCUGGAGUGGCGCUUGCUUCCUCCCCAAUUGGCUGGAAAGGCCUGCGGCAGCCUUUGCCAGGUAGGAGUACCUCCCACUGCAGGACAGGUGAAGAUUUUCUGAGGCAGAUUGGGAUUCUUAAGGCUACAGAGCACCUGGAUUCCUCAAGAUCAGGAAGAGCAGGCAUGCCUCGGAACGCCUGAUUGUUGCCUUUCCAAAAACUUGUUUUUCCUCUCUGAUUUGGAUUUCGCAACUGGGCAAGGUGGGAGAGGGGCACGCAAACAGGAUGAGUGGCAGUGGGCUUGUCGCAAGCUCCCCAAUCUCUGAGGAAAGUGUAGCUUUUACACCCUUGAAGCCCAUUGCGAUGGCGAGGGAAUGCAGUGACGACAUGGCUGUCUUUCCAGAUAUCAAACCACCCGUACGAAUCUUGGAGAAUCAACAGGAUUUGGCCCAGGCAAGGACCGAGAUGGACAAGUACCUCUCUGGCCAAAUGCCCCCCACACCGAUGGCAACAGACAAGAAGUAUCGGCGGGAAAGCGCCUCCGUGGUGGACGAGUAUUUCUCCACUGAAAAGCCUCCAUCAGCACCCUACAGCGUCAACAUCAACGUGAUCCUUCCAGACACCACGCACCUGCGUACGGGCAUCUACCGGCCGGCUAAGCCCUCAGUGCCCUUUCCCCAGAUCAAAAUGGAGCCCGGCCCCUGCUUUGCCCAGCCCUGCCCUGUCAGCAGCGGGCCAAUCCAGACCCUGCCGGACUUCACCAGCGUCUUCAGUGUGCCGCAGUCGGUGGCUGCCAACAGCAUCUUUGUCAAACAAGAGCUGCCCUGCCCCGAAGCCCCCCAUUCGAUCAGCCCGCAGCCAGGCCUGCUCUACCAGCUCUCGGGGGAGAUGACCGCCGCGACCCCCUCUACCUGUGGCACCCCAGCCGCUGGCAGCAUCCAUGGGGUGGCCAUGUCUACUGACAGCUCCAUGCUGGACUCCAGGGCCCUUGCCCGGCCCCUGCGGUCAGCAGGACCGCUCAAGCCCUUCCCAGUGGCCUCCCAAGGCCUCAGUGGCUUCAGUGUGCCGGAGGAGUUCUACCCUGUCCCAGCAGUGAGCCUGCCCCCUUCGCCCCCCAACUCACAGCCCGGCAGCCCCGAGAACCGGCCUGAGCCCAUCAACACCAUUUCACCCCCACCCCCGUAUGAGGCCACGUUUGGACUGAAACUGGCGCCCCCAGUACUCAUCACCUCCGGGCCCAGUGCCAUCAAGAGCAUCACGCAGGGACACCUCGUCCUGCCGACCCCCAAGUUCAACCGGAGGAACAACCCAGAACUGGAGAAGAGGAGGAUCCACCACUGUGACUAUCCCGGGUGCACCAAGGUUUACACCAAAAGUUCCCACCUGAAAGCUCACCAGAGGACUCACACUGGUGAGAAGCCCUACCGGUGCACCUGGGAAGGCUGCGACUGGCGCUUCGCCCGCUCGGAUGAGCUCACCCGACACUACCGCAAGCACACCGGAGCCAAGCCCUUCAAGUGCCUGGCCUGCGGCCGCUGCUUCUCCCGCUCAGACCACCUGGCUCUGCACAUGAAGAGGCACCAGAAUUAGGCCUGAGGCACAGCCUCCCUCCGGCAAAGCCGCCCUGCGGCCCCCCCCCUCCCCACACAGACUGCGACCAAAAGCCAGGUGCCCAGCCACCCCCUUUGCCUUUUGACGUCUGGCGAUGCCCAGGAAGGCAGGCUGGGCUGGCAACAGAAAAAGGCCUCCUCCCACAGAUGGGGUCUCCAGGAAACACCUAUUUAUUUCUGCCUCCAUGAAACGUGUCGAGUCCUGACCAACACCUCUGUUGAAACCAGAGGGUGGAGAACCGCAGGAGGACGUGCGAGUCCCAUGGAAUAUCCCAGGCCUUGGCUUGCUUGAAGGAUUCAAAGCAGCACAACUUAAACUUCGGCUUAAAUUGCUAUGUUUCUGCAGCUGAGGGGGUGGAGAAAUCCUAACGUUUUGCACCUAAAGCUUCCUUAUCAACAGAAAGACUUGGAAGUGAAGUUUGUUCUUUUGCCAAACCUCUUAAGCAUCCACCCAUAACCUUCUGCCCUGCCUUGGAGUUAAAGGCCCGCUUCAGGGAAGGUAAUCUCGGCCUCGCAACCUGCACUGAACAUCUGCCCUCUGCAUCCAGAGAAGGAAAGCAGCUGCAAUAACAUGUUCUUUUCCCCCCUCUUGCCUUGCACAACAAAUGGACAGCAUGGACGGAUCAGGCAGAAAGUAGGAACUGUUCCAGGCAGAGCAAAGUGGGCCUUCCCCUACCUCACUUUCACAACCCCAGCAAACACUGCUGGCUAUUUUAACACAGCAAGGACAGCAGGAAGAAAAUAGAGAACAAAUCCUCCCAGGAUUGAGGGCCCCCUGUUGUGUCACAGGAUCCCCCCACUCUCAAGACUUUCGCUUGUGGAAGCCAACAUCUUGGUGUGCCUGGACUCUCUAUGGAGAAAGCCAAGUCAGCCAUCCUUGUGACUCACACCUUCUUUCCUUUCCUGAUCUGCCUUUGAUCCUGCUUAUAAGGCAGCCAGCAGGGGCAUUAAAAGGCUGGCCUGAUUCCAAGGUGGGCACCUCCCUCUUGGCCUCAAUUUUGCCCAUUGGGGCAUUUGGGCUUCCACGGUCCCAUCCGGACACCCCAUCAGCCUUGGGAAGCUUCAGUCCGGAGCCUCUUGCCAACUCAGCCAUAGCCAAGAGCUUUUCUUGGCUCUGCUGGAAGGCAACUGGCAGGUGGGUGGUGAGCUUAGUGCCAAAUCUUCUUCUGCAAGAGACCGCUGAAGCAGGGCAGCCCCGGUCUUGGGGUUCUUCAAUGUUGCUUGCACAUUUGAGUGUGUAUCUGUAUCUGGAGUCAGAGCCUGGGAAGGUGUCCCCAGAGUCAGCGUCUGGCACCCCCCCUUCCCUCCCUCCUGCAAGUGGCACAGCUGCUUCUCUGGUGGCAUUGAAGCCCACUCCCCAAGCAAAAUGCAGCUGAAGUCUAGUUUCACAUUUCAGUGUUGGAUCUUGCAGUUUACAGGGAGUAGGGACAGAGUCUCCCUUUUCAUACAACAGGUUAAUAUGGAACAGGAUUGCCUCAAAAGUGCUUUGUUUGAUUAGAUUUUGUCUCGCCUACAUGUUUCAUUGGUCUCCGUGAACUGAGCACGUGCUAAAUGUGUAGCUAAAAUCAAUGGGAUUUUUAAAUCUUUGUUUUAGAUUAUAGCUGUGGCUGCUUGGUUAAUUGGUUGGCAUCCUGCAAAAUUGAGUCUUAGUAGUAGUUGGGUUUGGUUUUUUUGGAUUUUUCAACUUUUUAACAAGUUUCAAGCAAGCUUGUGCAAACAUUUGCCUUCAUUCUUAGCACUUUUUUCAAUCACCUUCUCUAAAAGAUCCGCUGGACCUCAUUUCCUCUCCUUAAUCACAUAAAACUUUUGAGAAUGCAGAAUCAACCCUUUCUGAGGCGCAUUGAUUAGCCAGCUGCAAGUGGAAUUUGGAAGGCAUCUUGAACCAACCGGCUGGAUCAGCUGCUGCUUUAUUAAGUCACCAUUUUUCUUCGCUACCCAAAUGUUUCUUCACAGCACUUCCUGCAUCAAGUGAUUUCCAGUUAACCUUUUUGAAUUCUCAAACAUGCAACCCUCCUCCCCAUCUUCGCCUUGUGUUCAUCUGACCAAGCAGAGCCUGGAUUAGCUUUGCUUGCUACCCAGUUCCUCCCCCAGAUCACACCCCCACUUUCACCAGACUGGCUGCCCAUGCUGGGGAGCUCCCAGCAGCCCCCUGGACAGGCAAAAGAGGGUGCCCAGAGCUGCUUCUGGCCUGGCUUCAGGGAGCAGGCGGGGCUGGGAUGCCACCAGGAGAGGCGAGGAAAUGGCUGGAAGCGGCUGGCACAGAAAAGGCUUCUAUGGCUUUGCUUGCCAAACCCCCCCCCCCGCCCAGGUGGGGUAUCUAUUUACAGGAAAGAUAGUUGUACAUAUUUUUGUAUAUGCAAAUUUAAAAGACGGUAUUGCUUUUUUUACGUAUAUAAAUUGAAUUUGAGCUUGUGAACUCCAGCAGAUGGAAAAGAGCUGUUGUCACCAUAAUAUACUUUUGCAAAACACCCUGUGGUGAUGAUGGGGCAACGCUCAGGCUGCCAAGCCCAGAUCCCCCUUCUGACCCACUUGCCCCAGAGCCAUGCCUCCUCUCCUCCUGCUGGGGGCUCCUUCUCCCAUGUCCCCCCCCCCCCAACUGGGCUGAUGAGCCUAAAAAUGACUUGCCGCGUCCUCUUUGUUUCAAGAAUAAAUUUUUUAAAAAGCACGAAAUGGCUCCUGCGAGAAUUACGCUCUGUGUGUCCAGCUUUCCUUCAAAGUUGUAGAGGCUGGGCCACUCCCACUUCCCGCAGGUGAUCCCUGGGGUUAAGGGGUGAGUUUAGGCUCUGGCUUCACUCCUUCAGGCUCGGCUUAAGCCGGCCUUGGGCAGCAGGUGUCGCUUGUGGCUUGUCGUCAUCAAAGGCCUCAGCCCCAUCGGUCAUGGGGAGUCCAAAGAUGAUGAGUCAGGCCAAGCCGGGCAUGGGAUGGUCUGGCACGAUGGGCAAACACAUAUCGAUCGGCCACUUGGGGCACUGAUGGUUCUAGACUUGUACAGCGCGCAUGUGCUUCUGCAGUGCGCCUAACUUUGUGAAAUCAACCAGCCCUUGUGGAUGCGGCUGCACCAGGUAUUUUAUGCUAGCGUCUCCCAGUGGCCAGUCUACCUGUAGAGACUUAGAGACCUAUAGAGUAUCUUUGAAAGUUUCCAGGUGAGCAUUUUCCAGCAGGGAAUACCUGUUCCUGACCUGCUCCCCUCAGCCCCUUGUGGAGGGAUGCAGACUUGCUCUAGAGAGAACUUUGGUGUCCAGUAAUUGUUCUAGCCAUUGGACGCCUGAUACUCUGCCAGGCCAAGUCAGGUGCAAACGGUUGAGCCUCCGUGUGUGUCUUCCAUGCACAGUCUGUGUUCCGCAGGUCUGCAGAAGGGCAGUGAGUCGCAGGGCUCUGUGGACCUUCAAUUUCAUUGCUGGACUGAUCCCUCAGCAUUCCUUCCCAGCGCAAUGCAGCUGCCUGAAAGCAGAAUUCUCCUGUGCUUGGCUUCAAUCCCAGGGGCCCCUCCUUGGAGCAGGCUGCUGCCAGCAGGGGCUCGAAUUGAUCCGCUGUCUGAGGUUUCCGCCAUUUGAUCGUGCUUUGGAGUUCAGCGUGUGCACAUGGAGGAACAGGCUGGACCAUGACUUCCGUCUUUUGAACAUUGAUGGCAAGUCCAAAGUUGUCGAAAGCUGAAGAGAAUUUUGCCAUGCUGCCUUGCAUCUCUGGCUCUGAGCCAGCAUUCAGAGCUGGGAUCCCUUGAAUUUCCACCUUUGGUCAAAGGCAAGGGAGAGACACCCCUCCCCAUGGGAGGCUGGAGCUUACUGGCAGCAGUGCAUUUGCUGUGACAUUAUAUCUUAGUGCAGUUCAAAGCCUGUUUUUCUCACCACAAAAACACUGUGCAAAGGGAGAGCGACUGGAUCCAAGGUCACCCCCCCAGACCCUCAGAACCCCUCCUUGCAGGGCUGCACUUUGUGCCAAGCGUUUCAAUCACGGGGCAGUUGCGGCUCUACCUUGGGGCAACCGUUUGCGGAGUUAUAAUAAUGCUGAUCUUACUAAUGCUUCUUUGCCAUUUAGUUAAAGUCUGCCCAGGAUCAAAGGGAACUUCAGAGCAAACCAGGCAUUCUGACACGCACAAUAUUGCAUGGGGUUCAAAAAUGAAGCAGGCUUGUCCCCCCAAGACCUUGCACCCUAAUCCAGAACUUGUCAAAUACCUUUCCAAGGCAAGAGAGCAUCUCAAAACCCACUUCUGGAAAUACCGUUUGUUAAAGUUGGAAGCUUGUCAUACAGGAGGACGGAGCAAAAUGGCUCUUUUGCAAACUCCAGGUUUUUUUGGGGGGGGGGAAGGAGGGAUGGAGGGGGCAGACGCUAGGCACAGGGAGCCAGCUUGUGUGAAACUGAGACCCCCCCCAUGGGGGGGGGGCACAGGUCAUAAGGCACCUUCAGCCAACAUGAGAAGCCAACAAGACAACAGCACCCUCUGCUGGUAGAAAAGGGGAAUCACCUUGCACCAACAAAGCAAGCAGGGAGCCUUCCAUGCCUUCCUUGCCUGGCCCUGAAGGGAGACGAGGAUUUGCAGCCUUGGGAAGCCCAGGGUCCUCGAUGAGACCUGGGGACCUUGUGGGGGUU